GAAGAUGCAUGAUGUGAUUCGUGACAUGGCUUUGUGGAUAGCACGUGGAAUUAAAGAGGAAAAAUAUAUAGUGGAAACUAGUGCCCAAUUAACUGAAGCACCAGAGAUUGAAAAUUGGAGGAUGAUAAGAAGAUUGUCAUUGAUGAAUAACAAGAUUCAGAGUCUAAGAGAAACACCCGAUUGUCAUGAUCUCCGAACCUUAUUUCUUGAAAAUAAUGAUUUGCAAUCAAUGAGGUUAGCCAAGGACUCUUUCCAAAAUAUGGUAGUUUUGAACUUGUCAAACAAUCAGCAUUUAGCAGAAUUGCCGGAGGAAUUUCAAAUUUAGUUUCUUUGCAGUGUCUCAAUAUCAGUGAUACUGGUAUAAGACAGUUGCCGAUGGGGUUAAGUAGCUUAACAAAGUUGAAAUGUUUGAACUUGGAGGGAACAUCGGAUCUUGAGACAAUCCCCGAAGAACUAAUUUGUGGUUUUUCAAGGCUGCAAGUGUUGCGGAUGGGGAGUACUGGUUUUCAAGCCGGUAUAGCGGUAAAUGGGAAUAUCAGCUACAGCAGACUUGAGUGCUUGGAGCGCUUGAAAUAUUUGAACGCCUUAACAAUAACUAUAUGUAAUGACUCUGCUGUUGAAGGUUUCUUAAGCUCUCACCGCAUACAGGGUUGCACAGAAGGAUUAUGCAUUUAUCAACGGGAGAAUGGCUCUUUGUUUUCGCUGAAAACUUUAUGUUUGCCACCCAUGAAGCGACUUAAUUAUCUGACAUUGAUGGGCGCAAGUAUGGAAGAAGUGAAGACGCAGUGGGAUGAGGAAGGAAGAAAGAAACAGACACAGUAUGACUUUCAAACCUCUGUGAUUGCAAGUGAAAGAAACUUCUACGACUUGCGGAGGGUCGACAUACAUAAUUGCCCAAAUUUAAAGGACAUUACAUGGAUCAUUUGGGCCCCAAAUCUGACAAGUCUCAUUGUGUCUUGCUGCUUUAGUAUGAAAGAAAUAAUUAGUGAGGGUGGAGUUGCAGCGAUGACCGGGGAUCUUAUCUUGUUUGAGAAACUCCAAAUCCUGGUUCUAAUUUGUCUACUAAAAUUGACGAGUAUCCACAGGUUUGCACUUUCCUUCCCUAGUUCGGCUGCAAUUAGAGUACAAGGUUGUCCAGAGCUGAGGAAACUUCCACUUAGCUCCAACAGCGGAGGGGGUAGAAUCAUCAUUAGAGGAGCGCAACGGUGGUGGAAUGAGCUAGAAUGGGAGGAUGAAUCCGCACGGGACACUUUUCUUCCGUAUUUCCAACGUACAUCUUAAAUUGCUUCAACGCAGGAUGAAUCCACAGGGAACCCUACUUUCACUCUUCUCAGUGUCUUGUUUGGCAUGUUGGUGUGUAAUGAAUGAAUGAAAAUUAUGACAAUAGUAUGUCAUGGUACUCUUUUAUUUUAAAUUCAAAGAAAAAAAAUGUACUAUUUUAUUUUACCUUAUUUAAGCUGUUUUUCUUUUUUUUUUUGAAAUCGCUGUGUAAUGUUUGACAAUGAUGUGGUGUACAAUAAAAAAAUAAUUAUUAA
Messenger RNA from Rubroshorea leprosula, 1535 nucleotides. Lineage: Eukaryota; Viridiplantae; Streptophyta; Magnoliopsida; Malvales; Dipterocarpaceae. The record is from the annotation of a GenBank genome assembly.